This is a messenger RNA of Erythranthe guttata (spotted monkey flower), 2646 nucleotides long. RefSeq lists its product as uncharacterized. The record is from RefSeq and is a predicted model, not a curated record. Gene Ontology annotation, molecular function: protein dimerization activity. Lineage: Eukaryota; Viridiplantae; Streptophyta; Magnoliopsida; Lamiales; Phrymaceae.
AUGGAUUUCCAUGUUAAAAGUGAGAAUUGUGUAGAUCGAGAGUGGGAGAGUGCAGAAAAUAUCGAGAAAAUUGCUCUAACAAAAAUAACAAUUCAUCCUACUCCUUCAGUUGUGUGUGAGAAAGAUGAAAUUUCACAGGGGAGAAAAUCUGCGUCAAAAAUGGAGGAUGAAGGAUGGCGUUGGGAGAGACGAAGGGGAAUGAAGAAUAUGAGUGAAAAACUAGAUCGAUUUGUGACAAAGACAAAACGCUCUCGGCUAGAAGAACCAUCAACAUCAAAUGAUAAUGUGAAUAUUGGAAGGCCAACUAAUGAUAUCGUCCAAGAAGGACAAGUUCAAGGUAUUCACUCUCAAUUGCAAAUAGAAGUUAAUGCGAACACUAUUGAGGCCGACCCGGGAUUAAGAUUGCCUAUUAGUGUUCUUGCUAAGACUUCAAAAGAGCUUGAAACUAUCCGGAGAGCUUACUUACAAAAAGGUCCUUGUCAACCUCGACUCCAUACAUUUCCUCAAUCUACUUUAUAUGGACAAGAACGUAGAUUUAGUGCGGAUUGGUACAAUGAAUUUGGUAGUUGGUUGGAAUAUAGUGAAAGUAAAGAUGAGGUAUUUUGCUUAUGUUGCUAUCUUUUUAAGGUUGGCGAUAGUGCAAAAGGGGGUGGUGAUAAAUUUGUUGGUGAAGGUUAUAAGAAUUGGCACAAGAAAAAGAGUUUGAGAACACACGAGGGAAAUCAUGAUAGCGUUCAUCAUCAUUGCUACAUGGCUUGUCAAGAUUUAAUGAAUAAUAAAUGUCACAUAGAUGUUCCUCUUGCGAACAAAACUAAAGAAUCUAAACGUGAGUAUUACAUUCGGUUGCGUACAACGACUAAAGCCAUAAGAUAUCUCUUACGGCAAGGACUUGCAUUGCGGGGGCAUGAUGAAUCAAAUGAGUCGCUAAAUAAAGGUAAUUUUGUUGAGCUUAUCAAGGUUAUGGCGGAAGACAACGAUGAAAUUAAUCGAGUUGUUUUGGAUAACUCUCCGGGAAAUUGCAUAAUGAAAGCACCAAAUAUUCAAAACCAAAUUAUCAGUUCAUUUGCCCAUUUUGUCUUGAAGGCUAUUCUUUGUGACAUUGGUGAUGAUUUCUUUGCUUUACUAGUUGACGAGACACGUGAUGUUUCCAUUAAAGAACAAAUGGCCGUUGCUUUACUUUAUGUGAACGGUGAUGGGAAAAUUAUUGAACGUUUUAUUGGCGUUGUUCAUGUUCCAAACACUACUGCACGAUGUCUGAAAGUUUCUCUUGAGUCUCUUCUUACGACAUUUGGCUUGAGCUUGUCACGUGUGCGUGGCCAAGGUUAUGAUGGAGCUAGUAACAUGCAAGGAGAGUUUAAUGGUUUGAAGAGUUUAAUAUUGAAAGAAAACAAGUCUGCUUUUUAUGUCCAUUGUUUUGCUCAUCAACUUCAGUUGGCUCUUGUGCAAAUUACUAAGAAGAACAAGCAAUUAUGUGAGUUUUUUGGUUCUCUUGCAAUGUUAGAAAAUAUUAUUGGAGGUUCUUGUAAACGUCAAGAGUUGCUUCGGGAGAAACAAUUUGAAAAACUGUGCGAAAAGAUUUCUUUUGAUAAUUUUGUAACGGGUAGUGGUUUGAAUCAAGAAGCCACUUUAAAAAGGCCGGGAGAUACACGUUGGAAUUCAUAUUAUUUCACAAUCUUGAGUAUGAUUAAGUUGUUCUCGUCGGUGGUUGAUGUACUAAAGUAUUUAGCAAAUAACGGUGAUGAUGUUGCUCAUUGUGGACAAGCCACAAUUCUUUUAAGAAAUAUUGAGUGUUUUGAGUUUGCCUUUGUUUUGCACUUAAUGAGAUCAGUCUUGGGAAUCACAAAUGAUUUAUCACAAGCAUUGCAAAAAAAAGACCAAGACCUUGCUAAUGCCAUGAAGCUUGUUACUUUUGCUAAAGAUCGACUGCAAGAAUUGAGAGAAGAUGGUUGGGGCAAAUUGUUGCAAGAAACUUCAGAAUUUUGUGUUGAGCAUGACAUUCUUGUCCCAAACAUGGAUGAUAAUUUUCUACUUUACUCAAGAGAUGGCAGAAUAUCCCGGAGAGGUACACAAAUUACAAACUUGAAUCAUUAUCAAAUUGAGGUGCUUUACACAGUCAUAGAUCUUCAACUUUCAGAGUUGAACGAUCGUUUUGAUAAUACCAAUACGGAGUUACUUAGUUUGAUAUCGUGUUUUGAUCCAAGUAAUUCGUUUUCUGCUUUUGAUACAAAUGCUUUGGUGAAAUUAGCUGGAUUUUAUCCAAGCGAGUUUGAUGAUUGUGGUCUUAUCGUUCUUGAAAAUCAACUUGAAAAUUUUAUUAGAGAUGUUAGAAGUGAUCAAGACUUUUCAAAUAUGGUGGGGGCUAGUAGGCUUGCUGAGAAGUUGGUUGCAAAGAGAAAACAUAUUACUUAUCCAUCGGUGUAUUUGCUAUUGAAGUUGUCGUUAAUUUUGCCGGUUGCAACCGCAUCAGUGGAAAGGGUAUUUUCUGCAAUGAAGAUUGUCAAGUCAGAACUACGCAAUCGUAUGGGGGAUCAAUUGUUGAAUAAUAUUUUGGUGUCGUACAUUGAAAAGGAUAUAUUAGAUAAUGUUAGUGUCGACGAAGUGAUGACUUUUUUCCAAGAAAUAGGACCACGUCGAAAAAUAUUUUAG